CAUACUCUAAAAAUCAAGAAUUUCUUGUAAAAAUUUAUGCAAAAAUUUAUGAUUUUCAUUCUCAUAUUCACACCUGAAAAACCCUGAUUUAAACUUUGUUUAGGAUUAAAUUACCUGUUAUUAUAACAAUAAAAACCAAGCUCUAAAAAUUUAUCAUUUUCAGUCUCAUAUUCACACCUGAAUUAAACUUUUUUAAGAUUAAUUUUGUAGUUUUAAUCUCAAAAUCUACCCUUUUAUGAUCUUGCUUUAAAAUUACUUCCUUUUACAGCAUAAAGCAACAAUUUUUUACAUGUACAGAAAAGGAAGAGUGAAAAGAGGGAAAUUGGUUGGUGGGUCUUUGGAUUCUUACCAUUUUCACAAAUUUUGUGAGCUUUUUGUCCUGCAGAAAUACAAUAAAAUGGGUUCUGUAUUUGACAUUUUGUGGGGUUUUUCUGUGCUUUUUCUCAAUCAACAGUAUCUGUUUGUAAUAUGAAAGCUAAACCUUGGAGGAAGAACCAGGGUCUCGGAAGUAGAGGCAGAUUGAAGAAGAUGAUGAAGUGCAUUUUCUUAGGGAAACAAGUGAGAGCAGAUGAAGCAGUUGAAUCAUCAGAGUCAUCCUUAGCUACGCGGGAUUAUUCAGCUAGUUAUUCAGGGCGUGCUGGUGAGGCUGAACCAAAGACAAACACGAGCACCAUUGAAGAAGCUGAAACAUCUCUUCGUGAAAGUGGUUACUUGAAUUAUGAGGAAGCCAGAGCAUUGUUAGGAAGGCUUGAGUACCAGAAGGGAAACAUAGAAGCUGCGUUCCGUGUCUUCGAAGGCAUUGACAUUGAUGCAGUUGCACCUAAUAUUAAAGUUUCGUUAGCCAGAAGAUCUGAGCCACAACGACUCGAUCCACAGAGUGGUGCAGUGCUACCCAUGUCAAUGCAUGCUGUUAAUCUACUUUUUGAAGCAAUUUUUCUCAAAGCAAAGUCAUUGCAAACUCUUGGAAGAUCUGAAGAAGCUGCUCAAUCAUGCCAGGUGAUUGUGGACACUGUUGAAUCUGCAAUACCAGAGGGUUUGAAUGGAAGGUUUUCCACCAACUGGAAAAUGCAGGAGACACUGAAUAAAGCAGUUGAAUUGCUGCCUGAGUUGUGGAAACUUGCUGGCGCUCCCCAUAAAGCCAUUUCAUCAUAUCGACAUGCAUUACUCUAUGGUUGGAAUCUUGAACUGGGAACUCGAGCAAGGAUUGAGAAAGAAUUUGCAGUAUAUCUCUUGUACAGCGGUAUUGAUGCAAGUCCCCCAACACUCCGUUUCCAAGUGGAAGGAGCAUAUAUCCCUAGUAACAAUGUAGAAGAGGCGAUUCUUCUUUUGUUGCUCGUGCUGAAGCAAUUUUUUCAGAGAAGGAUCGAUUGGGACCCAUUAAUCAUGGAUCAUCUUUCCUUUGCGCUAUCUAUGUCAGGAGAUUUCAGGACCUUAGCCAGCCAAUUAGAAGAACUACCUGAAGGUAUCAUAGACAGGAAAGAAAGAUAUAGCACUCUAGCUCUUUGUUAUCAUGGAGAAGGUGAAGAUCAGGUUAGUUUGAACCUACUGAGGAAUCUUCUUCAGGACCGAGAAAUUCAGAGCUGCACGCAUGAGCUAUUACUUGCAUCAAAAAUCUGUGCUGAAAACACAAAUUACUCUGAAGAAGGGAUCAGUUAUUCUCAUAAAGCGAUCAAGAGCCUGGAAGGAGAAUGCGAAGAACUGGCUUGUAAAGCUACCUGCUUGUUAGGUAUAUUAUCCUCAGCGCAAUCUAGAUUGGUUAUUUCUGAUUCCAAGAGGGUACGUAUGCAAUCUGAAGCGCUAGACCUGUUGGGAACCACUGAAAAACUGACGAAAGGAACAGACGCAAACGCUAUAUACCAUCUUGCCCUAGAAAAUGCUGAGCAGAGGAAGUUGGAUACUGCACUCUCAUGUGCAAAAAAACUGCUGAAACUUGAGGCUGGUUCAAGUACUGCUGGGUGGGUUCUUCUGGCUCGAAUACUGUCUGCUCAGAAGCGUUACCUUGAUGCGGAAACUAUUGUCAAUGCUGCUAUGGAACAGACUGGGAAGUGGGAACAUGCUGAAUUACUAAGGACUAGAGCUAAACUUCAUAUUGCUCAGGGGAAAACUAAAACUGCAAUAGAGACAUAUACCCAUCUUCUUGCAGUUCUUCAAGUUCGUAAGAAGAGCUAUGGCUUUGGGAAAAGGCAUUUAGAGAGGAAGGAUCGAGAUAAAAUAUUGGAGAUGGAGACAUGGCAUGACCUUGCCAACAUAUAUACAAGUCUAUCACAGUGGCAAGAUGCUGAGGCCUGCCUUUCAAAAUCAGAGGCUCUAUGUCCUGAUUCUGCUUCUAGAUGUCAUUCCAGAGGUUUACUUUAUCAAGCAAAGGGUCUCGAAAAAGAAUCUCAGAAGUCCUUCUGGGAGGCGCUGGACAAGGAUCCCAACCAUGUCCCGAGCUUGAUUGCCAUGGCUAAAAUUCUUGUGCAGCUCGGAGAUGAAUCACGGCCAAUUGCCAGAAGCUUCAUCAGACAAGCAAUUCGUCUUGACAGGACUAAUUAUUCUGCAUGGCACACUCUUGGGCUGAUCCAUAGAUCUGAACCUGAAGGUGCAUCGAUGGCUGAAGCUGCUGAAUGUUUUAAGGCUGCUGCUUUUCUCGAAGAAACUGCUCCUGUUGAACCCUUCAGAUAGGUGUCCCCUUACCUCCUCAUAUUGUACAUGAGUUCUUGUAGUAGAAAAUUUCUCUAGGAACACACAGGGAUUUCUGGAGUCCGGAUUUCCUGAUAGGUAAACCCCCCUUCCCCGAAAAGAAAGAAUCAAACAUAGACCACAGAUUUAAAAUCAAACUAUCAUAAACCACAGUUUUCAAAGUCGAAUUUGCCCAAGGCUCUUACUAGUACUACAUUUCUCUGCUAUUUCGUUCUUGGUUUCAUGAUGGUGAAGAAUUAGGUUGCAAUUCGCAAUCCAUGCAUUUCA
Molecule: messenger RNA, 2949 nt
Organism: Beta vulgaris subsp. vulgaris (sugar beet)
Lineage: Eukaryota; Viridiplantae; Streptophyta; Magnoliopsida; Caryophyllales; Amaranthaceae
Product: protein NPGR2
Exons: 6
Coding region: 469-2664 (731 amino acids)
Molecular function (GO): protein binding
Source: RefSeq, a predicted model, not a curated record